UCCACAACCAGUUGCACAAUUUGAAAUAUAAAAAACACAGUUUGAAAUCAUUCAGUUUAAAAACGCUCAAAGAAAUAUUCAAAGCUACAAAUACAAUACAAUACAAUGCAAUGCCCACUACAACAACAGUUUGCAUGCAUCCCUCUGGUCCAAAAGAAAAGCAAAAGCAAGGAGAAGAGAGAUAAAGAACAAGGAAGCAGAGUGAGAGAGAGAAGAAAAGAACACAAAUACAAACAGAUGAACUGAGCCCAAUGCACUGUAGGAUAGUACUAGACACCCUUCCGCCACAAGGCAUAUAUAGCUCAAAAGACAAAGCAGUUCUUGAGAACAUAUUCCUUAACCUCUUCCCAUCUUCAGUGUGAAGCUUCAUCUUCUCACCUCCAUGAUUUUCCUCUGAAGCUUCUCAAGAUUCUUUCAUGCCUUUACCCUUGUCUAUCUAUACAUCCAUCUCGAUCUCACCCAGAGGCAGAUAAGAUAGCUCCAAAUCUCCAGUGCCAUUGCCAAUGGCGGCAGCAGCAGCGGUGGUGGUGGUGGUGGUUGUGGUGUACAUUUGAUUAGCUUAUCACCUCGGCUCAUCCAUCACCAAUGGCGUCGUUAAGGAUGAGGUCGUGUCGUCCUGCUCGUCCCGUGUCGCUUGUCCUGUUCUUGCUCGUCGUGUUGCUGCAUUGCGCGUUCUUGCCCACCAAUGGCGACGAUGGCGGCGGCGGUGGCGGGGACGACGCGCUGCAUGGCGACGCGCUGGCGUUGGUGAGGCUCAAGGCGACGCUGCGGUGCCACCCUCACGCGCUGCGUGACUGGUCGGUCGGCAAUGUCGCCGCCGUGUGCGCGUGGAACGGGGUGCGGUGCGCCGGCGGCCGGGUGGUGGCGGUUGACAUUGCCAACAUGAAUGUAUCCACCGGCGUGCCGGUGGCGGUGGCGGUGGCGGGGCUUGACGCGCUGGCCAACCUCUCGCUCGCCGGGAACGGCAUCGUGGGCGCAGUGACCGCGUCGGCGAUGCCGGCGCUCCGGUUCGUCAAUGUCUCCGGCAACCAGCUCGGCGGCGGCCUUGACGACUGGGACUUCGCGUCGCUGCCCAGCCUCGAGGUGUUCGACGCCUACGACAACAAUUUCUCCUCCCCGCUCCCGGCCGGCGUCGUGGCGCUGCGGCGGCUCCGGUACCUCGACCUCGGCGGCAACUUCUUCACCGGCGAGAUACCCGCGGCGUACGGCGGGAUGGCGGCGCUGGAGUACCUGUCCCUCAACGGCAACAACCUGCAGGGCGCCAUCCCGCCGGAGCUCGGCAACCUGACCAGCCUCAGGGAGCUCUACCUCGGGUACUACAACGUGUUCGACGGCGGCAUCCCGCCGGAGUUCGGCCGCCUCCGCAACCUCACCAUGCUGGACAUCUCCAACUGCGGCCUCGGCGGCCGCAUUCCGCCAGAGCUCGGCGCGCUCGCCGCCCUCGACACGCUGUUCCUCCACACCAACCAGCUGUCCGGCUACAUCCCGCCGGAGCUCGGCAACCUCACGGCGCUCACCGCGCUCGACCUGUCCAACAACGCGCUCACCGGCGAGGUCCCCGGCUCGCUCGCCGCGCUCACCUCGCUCCGGUUGCUCAACCUCUUCCUCAACCGCCUCCACGGCCCCGUCCCCGACUUCGUCGCCGCGCUGCCGCGGCUGGAGACGGUGCAGCUCUUCAUGAACAACUUCACCGGCCGCGUCCCCGCGGGCCUCGGCGCCAACGCGGCGCUCCGGCUGGUCGACCUGUCGUCGAACAGGCUGACCGGCAUGGUGCCGGAGAUGCUGUGCGCGUCAGGCGAGCUCCACACCGCCAUCCUCAUGAACAACUUCCUCUUCGGCCCCAUCCCCGGCGCGCUCGGCUCGUGCUCGAGCCUCACCCGCGUCCGGCUCGGCCAGAACUACCUCAACGGCAGCGUCCCCGCCGGCUUGCUUUACCUGCCGCGGCUCAACCUGCUCGAGCUCCAGAACAACCUGCUCUCCGGCCAGGUCCCGGCGAACCCGAGCCCGGCCACGGCGGCCGGCUCGCAGCUGGCUCAGCUCAACCUGUCCAGCAACCAGCUGUCCGGGCCGCUUCCGAGCUCGCUGGCCAACCUCACCGCGCUGCAGACGCUGCUGGUCAGCAACAACCGGCUCGCCGGCGACGUGCCGCCUGAGAUCGGGGAGCUCCGGCGGCUAGUGAAGCUCGAUCUGAGCGGGAACACUCUGUCCGGCAAGAUACCGGAGGCCAUCGGCCGGUGCGGCGAGCUCACCUACCUCGACCUCAGCAAGAACAACCUGUCCGGCGCGAUCCCCGAGGCGAUCGCCGGGAUACGCGUGCUGAAUUACCUCAACCUGUCGAGGAACCAGCUCGAGGAGGCGAUCCCGGCGGCGAUCGGCGGGAUGAGCAGCCUGACGGCGGCCGACUUCUCGUACAACGACCUGUCAGGGCAGCUACCCGACACGGGCCAGCUCGGCUACCUCAACGCGACGGCGUUCGCCGGCAACCCGAGGCUGUGCGGGCCAUUGCUUAGCCGGCCGUGCGGCUACGGCGGCGCCGCCGCGGCAGGCGGGUCGCCGGUGGUGACGCGGCAGCGGGCGACAGCAGGGGACUUCAAGCUGGUGCUCGCGCUGGGGCUGCUGGUCUGCUCGGUGGUGUUCGCCGCGGCGGCCGUGCUCCGCGCGCGUUCCUGUCGCGGCGGCGGCGGUGGUCCCGACGGCGGCAGCGGCGCGUGGCGGUUCACGGCGUUCCACAAGGUCGACUUCGGCAUCGACGAGGUGAUCGAGUGCAUGAAGGACGGGAACGUGGUGGGUCGCGGCGGCGCCGGCGUGGUGUACGUGGGCCGCACCCGGUCCGGCGGCUCGAUCGCCGUGAAGCGCCUGAACACCUCCUCCACCGGCGGCGACGCCGCGCGGCACGACCACGGGUUCCGGGCGGAGAUCCGCACCCUGGGCAGCAUCCGCCACCGGAACAUCGUCCGCCUCCUGGCCUUCUGCAGCCGCCGCGACGACGCGCCGGCGAGCGGCAGCAGCAGCAACGUGCUGGUCUACGAGUACAUGGCGAACGGCAGCCUCGGCGAGGUGCUCCACGGCAAGGGCGGCGGGUUCCUGUCGUGGGAGCGGCGGUACCGGAUCGCCGUGGAGGCGGCGCGCGGGCUCUGCUACCUCCACCACGACUGCUCCCCGAUGAUCGUCCACCGCGACGUCAAGUCCAACAACAUCCUCCUCGGCGACAACUUCGAGGCCCACGUCGCCGACUUCGGCCUCGCCAAGUUCCUCCGCUCCUCCUCCUCCUCCGGCGCCGCCGCCGCUGCCUCCGACGAGUGCAUGUCCGCCGUCGCCGGCUCGUACGGCUACAUCGCCCCAGAGUAUGCGUAUACCCUAAGGGUGGAUGAGAAGAGCGACGUGUACAGCUUCGGCGUGGUGCUCCUGGAGCUCAUCACCGGGCGGCGGCCGGUGGGGGGCUUCGGGGAAGGGGUGGACAUCGUGCAGUGGGCGAAGAGGGUAACCGACGGCGGGCGGAGGGAGAGCGUGCACCGGGUCGUGGACCGCCGGAUCAGCACCGUGCCCAUGGACGAGGUGGCGCACCUCUUCUUCGUGUCGAUGCUGUGCGUCCACGAGAACAGCGUGGAGCGGCCGACGAUGCGGGAGGUGGUGCAGAUGCUAUCGGAGUUCCCCCGCGGCCAGCCAUCGCCGCCGUCGUCAUCGUCGGCGCCGGAGACGACGACGGGGGAGGAGGAGAGCAGUCUGGAGAAGGAGCCAAACUGCUACAAACUGUUCCCGGACUUGCUCAACUAAUUGAGUGCAAAACACAAUUAAGUUGCCAUUGUUACAAGACUUGGCAAUGAUAAGUGUGGAGGUGAUCAGACAGGAGCUGGGGGAAGAAGAUGAAAUAACAUGUAACCUUUUAUUUUGUUUCAUCUCCUCUUUCUUUCUUUUUCUUGUUUCUAAUUCUUUUGCCAUCAAAGGUGUAUAGGGUUUGAUCAUAUGCUACCCUUCUAGGGGAUUGUGCUGUCCAAUGUAAUAGUCACUUCCAUCAUAGCUUUAGCCCUUUGUAAUCUCCUGGUAAUCUUGAGCCACCAUCCAUUGUCAUCUCCUUUUUUACACCAGUUCUUCUUUAUAUGCUCAUUAUGUGUACUACCACUGGUUCCAUAUAUACUAUAGUUUCAUGGCUUUUUGUAUU
This is a messenger RNA of Oryza brachyantha (malo sina), 4159 nucleotides long. Its product is annotated as leucine-rich repeat receptor-like serine/threonine-protein kinase BAM1. The record is from RefSeq and is a predicted model, not a curated record. Gene Ontology annotation, biological process: protein phosphorylation. NCBI's taxonomy places the organism in Eukaryota, Viridiplantae, Streptophyta, Magnoliopsida, Poales, Poaceae. Gene Ontology annotation, molecular function: ATP binding; protein kinase activity; receptor serine/threonine kinase binding. The transcript is spliced from 2 exons. The coding region runs from base 586 to 3774 and encodes 1062 amino acids.